AUGGCCAGCAAAACGUCCCAGCAGAUCACCUGGCUCUUGAUUUCAAUCAUCGUACUCUCAUCCCUUUUGUCGCUCGUUCUACCAACCAAGCUGCUCCGUCUAUUACCAGUCAUAUCAUCGAUAGUCAGCCUACAAUUCGCUUACGACGAGUAUGCCUUCCUCUCUUGCUGGACAAUACGUCAAUACCGAGCGCAAGCAAAUGAACUGCUGCCGCUUUGGUUCACCAACUGGGGACCGUGGGGAACAAAGGUUGUCUUUGGAAGCUUUACUCUCAGUUUGGCAAGCGGAAUCGCGAAUAUCGUUACUUCUGGGGCACAGAGUGUCGUUCUCUUUUACUUGGCUGGAACUGUAUUUGCGGCAGGUCAUCUACUCAUCUUUGGUCCCAAGGCAGUCGGCCUGCUUGCCAGGAUCAGGCGUAAUGAUACUAAUGCUUCUAGUACGGCAUCAUUAGAGCUGUGGUUGGAGAUGCACCUGACAAGGUCUUUAGUGAUGGACUUACCGGCUCUUGCCUGCUUCAUCACCGGGUUCCUUCUCGCUACGGAGCGUAUUGUAUAA
Fusarium verticillioides 7600 is the source of this 555-nucleotide messenger RNA. RefSeq lists its product as hypothetical. The coding region runs from base 1 to 555 and encodes 184 amino acids. The record is from RefSeq and is a predicted model, not a curated record. Lineage: Eukaryota; Fungi; Ascomycota; Sordariomycetes; Hypocreales; Nectriaceae. The transcript has a single exon.